Saccostrea echinata is the source of this 3348-nucleotide messenger RNA. RefSeq names its product low-density lipoprotein receptor-related protein 4-like. The coding region runs from base 1 to 3348 and encodes 1115 amino acids. The record is from RefSeq and is a predicted model, not a curated record. The transcript has 22 exons. Gene Ontology annotation, molecular function: calcium ion binding. Lineage: Eukaryota; Metazoa; Mollusca; Bivalvia; Ostreida; Ostreidae.
AUGUCGAGGCAUUUGUUUGAUCUUAGUAAUAACUGUGGUAUACCUGGUGACAAAGGUCUGAUUAUUGGAAUGUGGAACCCCGCUUCGGUAUUCACAGUCACAGAAAUACCUAGAAGUCCUGCGAAAUAUUACAACAACGCUUCGCGUCCACUAAGUCCUUCCGGAAUAAAGAUAAGCAGCAUUUCCUCUGAUUCGAAGAAAAAUGUUGUAUUUGCUAGCAUCGAAGACUCCAUUUAUGUACUCCAAAAUUUUUCCAUCUGGCAGAAUACAUCAACCAUGUCACUUGCAUUCAAAGGAAGGUCUCCAUCACUAAGUCAAAUAGCAUUUGAUCAUAUUUCAAAUAAUUUAUAUUGGUGUGAUUCACUGAUGAAAUGGAUCGCAAUGAAACCAGCAUACAUGGACAAUACGAUGUUUAAAGUCGUCGUAUACAAAAAUUUGAGGCUACCGCUCGGAUUAGCUCUUGAUCCCGAGGACGGGCUGAUGUUCUUUUCUGACGAUGACUCAAAUUCAAGAAUCGAAAAGGCCUCCAUGGAUGGAACAAAUAGAUCUGUUAUAGUGCACACUGGAUUGAUGUGGCCAAUAGCUCUUUCUGUCGACGCUACAAAUAAUUUACUUUACUGGGCAGAUUAUUACAGACACACACUUGAAGUAAGCAACUAUAAUGGGUCAAAUAGACGAGUACUGAGACGCAAUAACUACGUUCCAGUUACAGGUCUACACUAUGAUCAGAAUAUUUUGCAUGCUGUGAGUGUUGAAUCCAAAUUAUUAUUUGGUGUGGACACGAAAUCGGGGUCAACACUUUACGCUGUACAUAUAACUGAAGGCCAGCCGUUUACCGUUCACGUUUACAAUGCAGAAGUCUCUAAAACAUACACUGAUCCAUGUAUUACACACAGCUGUCAACAUAUGUGUGUUAACACACCUUCAGGAGCCACCUGCCUCUGUGCUGAGGGCUAUCAACUCUCCUCAGAUGCAAUGACAUGCACAGACCGCUCAAGAUUCUACGAGAAAGGCUUCAUUUUUAGCAAUGCAACAGUGUUUUUCAUGAUAGACGUCCACUCUGUUAACGGACGACAAAGCGAAAUGAAGCAUUUAAAAAGUCCCUCCGCAAAUAUCGAAACUUUUGCUGUGAACUCGAACUCACAUAUUAUCUACUUUGUGGACAGCAGUAAUAAUACAUUAAAGGAGUUCAACAUCAUCACAGAACAAACAAGGAUUUUAGCGUCUGUUUUAAAUGCUAGAGACCUGAUUUUUGACUGGAAUGCGAAUCUUCUCGGAUGGAUAGACCUUUCCCAAUCAAACAUACAAGUCUUUUCCUUAAAUUCUUGGACAAUAUCAACCAUUUACUCAGGACUUGAGCAACCAGUAUCUCUUACUGUCGACGCUGACCAUGGCUACCUAUUUUGGAUAUCGGGGACAUCGGCAAAGUCAAUUUUGAGAGGAAACUGGAAUAGAAAUGAUUAUAGUAUUAUAGUGUCAUCUAGCAGCCUAGACAACCCAGGUUCACUUUAUUAUGAUGUUACAAGCCAUAGGAUCUACUGGCUUGAUAACUCAUUGAUUAAAAGUUCAAUGGUCAAUGGAACUGACAUCAAAACUUACAGCAUAAUCACAUUUGGAGCAACAAGGGCAUUUGCUUAUAAGGAUUAUUUUGGUUGGACGUCGGGGAGUACCAUAUAUUUUGCGAGAAAGUUUGUAUCAACUUCAGAAGACUCAUUCAAUUUAGUACCAAAUAUGAAGGGAGUCACUGUGUUUGACUCCUCGUUGCAACAAGAUAAUAGAGGCACCUGUCAUUUCUUAAAUGGUGGUUGUGAGAAUAUCUGCAUUCCACUACAAAGUGGACGAAAAUGUCAAUGUGAUCUUGGUCUGAAGCUUCAACCUGAUUUAACGUGUGACAAUGAUAUCUAUAUGACGAAUUUCAUUGUUGUGUCGGAUUUUACUCACGGAAGGAUUCUGCAGAUUGAUCUCAACACAGGGAAUGUGACCAAGCUGCCAAUAAUUACACAAAAGCCUUCUGCUAUUAUGCUCGACAAGUCAACAAUGGAACUAUACUUUUCUGACUACUCUACAAAAUCAAUCAUGUCAUCUACGCUUCAUGGAAAAAAUAAAACCUUAGUUCAUUUAACAGGACUUGCUUUUGUCGAGGUAAUGGCUAUUGACCAUUCAACAGGGAACAUUUACUAUACAGCAGUGGGGUCAACCACUAUUCAAAGUUAUAUUGGGGUUGUAAAAAGAUUCAAUUCACUUCAUAAGACUUUGCUCUCUAAACUACAAAGUCCAAGAGCAAUUGUGCUAUAUCCAUCAAAAGGCAUCAUGUAUUGGACAGAGUAUGAAAACGUGCCACAAAUAGGUCGAUCUUAUAUGGACGGAACUUCAAAAAAUUACAUAGUAACAAAUGACCUUGGGUUGCCAAAUGGCCUUACAAUUGACUUUGAAACUAGCAGGCUUUACUGGACAGACGGGCGUAAGAAUCGCAUAGAGUACUCAGACUUAAAUGGAGGAAAUAGACAUAUUCUAACAACCGAUACUGACGCAGUUUUGAUGAAGAUUGUGAUUUCUGGACAACACCUGUUUUACACUGCAUGGAAUAGACAACGAAUAACAAAAAUGGACAAAUCAACAGGGUCAAAAAUUACUUUUAUGUCAAAACAUCCAGAGCUUGGGAGACUUGACAGCUUAGCAAUAUUUGCAGAUGAAAUAGUAGAUGUGAAUCCUAUUUGCUCGAAGAAAAACGGUGGAUGUAGUACGUUCUGCUUUCCAACACCAAGCGGAAGAGCAUGUGGAUGCCAGGAUAAUGUUAAUUUACAAUCUGACCAAAAAACAUGUGAAGGAGUGAUUCUCUGUCCAUCAUCCAUUGAGAAUGCUGUGAUGUCAUCCAGUUGUAGUAGAAGAGCUGGUGAAUCGUGUGAAAUCACAUGCCUUGAAGGAAACACUUCUCACAGCAUAGUUUGCACCAGUGAAGGAACCUGGAACCAAGACACAAGAAGACUAUGUUUAAUAAGAUUAUGUCCAUCAACAAUCAAAAAUGGAAAGCUUCAAUCUGUAUUUAUAUCAGGCUUGGGGCGAAUUACAUUGGAAAAGGAUAUACCUAAUGUUGAGAAAGCAUCGUUAACUGGUGUUUACAUUGGAUCCUCGGUUGGAGGCUUCAUCAUUAUUGUCACAUUUAUUACCGCCAUAUUUUGCUUCAUCAAACGGAGAAAACCACCCAUAUUUAAGGCCAGUUCAGAAACCCAAAGCCGUCGACAUUUCAAUAUCCAAAUGGGACAUAAGACAUUUACGAUGAAGGUGGCAGGGAUUUGUGCCUCAGUCGCACCAAUACAGUCCACCCCCAGUCCCAAGCAAGGAGGAUAA